Molecule: messenger RNA, 6384 nt
Organism: Oryzias melastigma (Indian medaka)
Lineage: Eukaryota; Metazoa; Chordata; Actinopteri; Beloniformes; Adrianichthyidae
Gene: dagla
Product: diacylglycerol lipase, alpha
Exons: 21
Coding region: 907-4161 (1084 amino acids)
Biological process (GO): lipid metabolic process
Cellular component (GO): dendrite membrane; postsynaptic membrane
Source: RefSeq, a predicted model, not a curated record
AAAUAUUUUGGGGGCUUUUACUUUGAAGAGUACGAUUUUCUAUUAUAUCUUUAAAAAUGUGACAAUGUUAAGCAUAUUCAGAUGAAUAAAGUUUUGAAGCGAGAAUAAAAAAGAGUUCUAAGCCUAUAUUGUAGUUUGUGUUGUGUUUACAAACCACCGGUGGCGCCCUUUCACCGCAGGAUUCCCAACCAUUAUUCCCAACGUGUUCCUCACACACCAAAUACCACACGUCAUUUGCGCAGCUAGUGACGUACGCUAGGCGAAUAGCGCCUUCGUACGUACCUUUCAGUGGGGAAAAAUGUCCCAAGGGAUGGGCUAGAUUCUCGGCGAGAAAAAAAAAAUUAAAAGGAAUGCUACAUUCUGUAGCCGCUUUAGCUCGGGACCAUGUCCGGAUUUGGGAGUUGCCCUGCGGAUGGUACACGCGAGCCAGCGGCGACACAGUCCGAGCCGAAAACACUCAUCUUCCUCGAGCAACACGAGUGUCCGCUUCCUCCCGUGUCCACAAAUGAUCAUGCCGAGCUCUGACGGUAGGACGUGUUGGAGAUUCACACUCUGUGGAGAGCCGACGACGUGUUGCAGUCGAAGAGGGGACGGAGCUGUCAGUUCUGCUUUGGAACCACCGUGUCAUUAAUUUCACACCUGACGGCUGAUAUUAGCUUGUCCUGCAUGAGAGGGAACACACAAAAAAGCCGCCGAGCUUUGAUGUGUCAGACUCCAUUCAUCUUUCUUUUGUAAUGACGUUUGAACGGCUAUUUUGAUUCUGGACAUUUCAAACUCCUCUCACCCGAGCCCCGCCGGUCGCUUUGGUGCGAGGCUAAGGCGGGUCAACAGUCGGAAGGAUAUGGGAAUGAAAGCGGAACCGAUGCGUUGGAUCUUGGCGAGGCAUCGUCAACACACAGGGCAGUGAUGCCUGGAAUGGUGAUGUUUCGGCGGCGCUGGUCAGUUGGCAGUGAUGACCUGGUGUUGCCCGCCCUCUUUCUUUUUUUAAUACACUGCAUUUGGUUGGUUGUUCUUUCUGUGGUUCUCUUCGGCCUUCCGUAUGGCUCAGAACAACCAUGCUCUUUGACACUGGUGGAUCAUGGCCGAGGGUACCUGGGCAUCCUGGUCAGCUGCCUUAUAUGUGAGAGCGCUAUCAUGUGGCUGAGCAUGAGGGGCAGCAUUUUGCACACCCAGCCCAGAGAAGCUGUGCAAUAUGUCAUCUAUAUACGACUAACCAUUCUGUUGGUUGAGCUAGCAUAUGCUGUAGUAGGAAUUGCCUGGCUUGUCCAGUAUUAUCAGCCGUGCUCCGAUGUCACAGCCAAAAACUUGGCAUUAGGCAUUGUUGCAUGCAACUGGCUGGUGAUACUCAGCGUCUGCAUCACCCUCAUGUGCACCUUUGACCCGACGGGUCGUACGUUUGUAAAGCUGAAAGCAACACGCCGCCGACAGCGCAACCUCACCACAUAUACUCUCAGACAUAGAUUAGAAGAAGGCCAAGCCAGCAGCUGGAGCAGGAGGCUUAAGUUUUUCAUGUGCUGCACAAGAGCCCAGGAUACACAAUCGGAUGCUUAUUCGGAAGUGGCGAGCCUUUUUGCAGAGUUCUUCAGAGAUCUGGACAUUGUGCCCAGCGAUAUCAUAGCUGGCCUGGUGCUCCUGCGCCAGCGACAAAGGGCUAAGAGGUCUGCCAUCCUCGACCAGGCCAACAAUGACAUUUUAGCGUUCUUGUCGGGAAUUCCUGUCACUCGCAACACUAAAUACCUGGAUUUGAAGAAUUCGACUGAGAUGAACAUGUACAAAGAUGUGUGCUAUUACAUGCUCUUUGCCAUGGCUGCGUACGGCUGGCCCAUGUAUCUGAUGAGGAAUCCUGCUUGUGGGUUGUGUCACCUCGCCAGCUCCUGCCCCUGCACGUCCGUUUCUGGCUCCCGGUUGUCUCAGUCAGUGACCGUGGAGGAGGACAACUGUUGCGGUUGUAAUGUUCUUGCUAUCCGCAGGCAUUUCCUAGACAGGGAUCUCAAGCAGGUCCACAUUGUCUACACUUCCUGCCAUGAUGCUGUUUACGAAACUCCAUUUUUUGUGGCAGUGGACCACGCAAAGAAGAAAGUUGUUAUCAGUAUUCGAGGAACCCUUUCACCAAAGGAUGCCUUGACUGAUCUGACAGGAGACUCUGAACGUUUGCCUGUGGAGGAGCAGCAUGGCACCUGGCUUGGCCACAAGGGCAUGGUUUACUCAGCUGAAUAUAUUAAGAAGAAACUGGAGCAGGAAAUGAUCCUGUCACAGGCCUUUGGAAGAGACCUGAGCAAGGGCACCAUGCACUAUGAGCUGGUGAUAGUUGGACAUUCCCUUGGUGCCGGCACUGCUGCUAUCCUCUCCUUCUUGCUGAGACCUCAGUACCCCAACCUUCACUGCUACUCUUACUCUCCACCUGGGGGCCUUCUUAGUGAGGAUGCCAUGGAGUACUCAAAGGAGUUCGUCACAGCUGUGGUAUUAGGAAAAGAUCUAGUACCAAGGCUUGGUUUGUCACAACUGGAAGGUUUCCGAAGGCACCUCCUGGAAGUCCUGCAGAAAAGUAACAAGCCGAAGUGGAGGAUCAUUGCAGGAGGCACCAAGUGCAUCCCCAAAUCUGAGCUUCCAGUGGAGGAUGAUGAUCCUCAGCCUGCACCCCCACCCAACAGUCGUCUGUGGCUUCAUCCCAGUGACCUCAGCAUCGCCCUGUCUGCCUCCACUCCUCUCUACCCCCCUGGAAAGAUCAUCCACGUGGUGCACAACCAUCCACCAGAGACCUGCUGUGGACAGGAGGAACCGACUUACUCGGCUCUGUGGGGAGACAACAAGGCCUUCAACGAGGUCAUCAUAUCGCCCGCCAUGCUGAAUGAGCACAUGCCCCACAUGGUGAUGAAGGGCCUAAAUAAGGUGCUGGAGAACUACAAUAAAGGCAAAACUGCCUUACUGUCAGCAGCCAAGAUCAUGGUGAGUCCCACAGAAGUGGACUUGAACCCAGAGACCCUGUUUAUGGAUGCAUCAGCAAACUCUCAGCAGCCGACGCCUACAGCCCACCACCGCAGGAACAGUAGUGUUCGACAAAAAUCAUUAUUACGUUCUUGUGCCCAAUCUGAAAUAUCUCUGGAUGGUUUCUCUGAGUGCCCACCUCCACCAGUGCCUGUGGUGUUGCGUGGAGCGCGGGAGCGUCUGGCGGUGGAGCUGAGGGACCGCAAAGCACCGCUGGCCGUCAUGGAGAGCCUCUCUGACGCAGAGUCGCUCUAUAGCCUGGAUUCCCGGCGCUCCUCGGCGGCGCUGAGGGGUUCACCGAUGCUGGGUAGCUUGCCGUUCCCUUUGGAUGCUCCGAUUCCGGAGGAGAACCCGUCUCUGAGCUCUCGCACUGAGCUCCUGGCAGCAGACUGUCUCUGCCAGGCGUCACCAGAACACCUCGGUGAGGUUGGACCCUUCUUUACUCCGGGGGAAACCACAUCCACCCCCGAUCAAACGAUGCGUCUUUCUCCCUCGACGCCUCGCUACAGUGGACACCAUUCCCCGGCUCCUCUCGGUCAGAGCGUCUUGGCUCAGCCUAAUUCCAGCCUAGCAAUGCUUCCCGAUGGAGACCAGAUACCCAGUGUGUACAGUCCAGGGAGCACCCCGAAUGCUCCCCUCAGCCCACAAUUUGCCUCUAGACCAAUGGAUAGUGAAAAGGCAGGCUGGGACCUGGAGAUCACCGAUAGAUUGUUAAGUGGAGGGACGACACCGGGAGUGUCUGUCCCUCCACCGCAGCUGUCUAACGGAAACCCCAGCCAGGCAGUGCUGGAGUUCGCACAGUACCUGGACUCUCUUUUCAGAUUGGAUGGGAGCAGCUCGCCACCCCUGGAGCUCUCGGAUGGCGAGUCCGAGUCCGGCCGGGGAUCUUUCGGCCAGGAAGAAGGGGCAGACGGAGACGUGCAGCAGUUCGAUGAGAAACAGCUUCUGGCCAGAGCAACGCUGGAGCCAAACCUUGUUCCAAAGCCACCACGCACAUUCGCUGAAUCGGCUGACCCCUCUUCAGGAAUCUCUUUGUCCCCCUCCUUCCCCCUUUCAUCGUCUGAGGAGCUCAAUGACCUUUCUCCAAGUGAAGUUCCCCCGCCAGUCAUCCACUCCUUACGGACAUCCACUCCUUGCCACUGCCCCGAGGAAAACACACUAUCAUCUAUGGUUUAGUGUGACCUGAGGACUCCAGCCUCCUUUGAGGCAGGAGAGUCUAAACUUUAAAACAUAUCACGGAGAAAGCAUGCAAUGAAAUCCAGAUACUCAUCACAAAAAAGCCCAGCUCCUAUGAUAUCCACCCUUCAGGAGACCCUGCUGUCUAUAGCCGUUUCACAUUAUCGCAAUGACAAAAAAAGGAAAUACCUCUCUCUGCAUGUAAAGGGGCUGUGCUGCUUUUGGGUAUACAUAAACAACUGUAGCUACACAUUGCCGUUCUGACACAACGUGCUGCCCUUAAGGGUAAGUAUCCGCAUCUGGUUCCUGAUUUAAUAAUAAAAAAGGGAGACACGAUGUCAUUGAGCAGGGAUUGGUUUAAAAACUAAAGGUUACAAUGGGCACAUCAUCCGUGCACUGUGCUACUCCCCGCAGCUCCAGAAACCUAUCCAACAUCUAUUUUAUUUUUAUUUUUUUACUUCUCCAAAAUGUGAAGAUGGAUAUAUUUGUCAAUAAAGCGAGAACAUACGACGACAUGUUGCUCAGGUGUACGAAGCUUUGAGAAAGAGUGCGUCAUGUUGGUGGGAAUACAUGUGUCUUAAACUUUUAGUGAUUGUGACAAAGUUAAUACAAAUGCCUAUGGAUGUCUUGAUUUAUAUUUUAUAAUGCAUGAAUACUUUUUUUUCAUUUAUUCUUGAAGAAAAUGUCACUAAGCCACUUGUGUUCUUUGAGUUUUUCUGACGCACAUCUUAUUGCUAAUUUUGACCCUUUUGCCAAAAAAAAAAAACACAAAAAAGAGAAAAAAAAACAUUGUCUUGCCAAAUGUAUUUAUGAAAUGUAUUUUAUAUAUGUAUAUUGCUAUUGCUUUAUUUAAAUGAAGGUUCAGUUCAUUCUCUACUGUAAGAACUCUCCCAUGUAGACUGUUACAAAGCAGCACUAGGGACAUGAUGCCAUCCUGACAUUAAGAAAAAAAAGACACUGCCCUGGCUUCAUGUCAAAGACCUCUGCACGUUGAGUUUGAGCAGGUAACAAACUAGAUCAAAGUAAUACUCUACGAUUACCUUUGUAAAAGUCUUAGCCACUCGCCCAGGUCAGAUUCUGCAUGCUUUGUACAAUGAAAUUAGCAUGGUUGGUAUAGAACAAGUCUUGUUAUAAAGCCACAGUGAAUAAGCUCCAACCGUCUUCAUCACACACAGACUCCUGAGAGCAGGUGAGCGGCUCACCAGAUGGGACCAAACUGCAGGUUGGAAAGGGUCCCAGGAUGUCAUUUCUCGUAGUUCUGACGGUGCUGGAAAGUCGUUUUGGACGCUUGCUUCCCUUUAAUCUGGUUCACCUCAGACAUCCUGAAAGUUGGACUGACUGACCGGACGGACGGGCCCUGACCAUUGAUUCCAACCCAUCUAUGUUGCACACAAUCUUCCAUAUCACUCUGGGUAUAACAGGUUGUUCGGUUAUUUAUUAAGAGUUCUUGUUGUCACUUUUAUUGGUAUAUUUGACUGUAUUUUUAUUCUUAUUACAUCAGAUUGGUUUGAUGUCUGUGAUUUUUAGGAGUUUUUAACCCACAGUGCGGGGAAGUCUUUGGAUUUUUCCUAACUGUAAGGCGUUCUGGAAAUGAGAUUUUUUUUUUGUCUGAGUGGUGAUUGACAUUCUGUCAUAUCAUGGUGACAAUAGCUCCCCCCACACACACAUACAAAUGUGUCAAAGUUGUGAGACGUGCUGCAGAGUGACAGCCUGCUCACAGUGGUGUUUGGUGCAACGACACCAUCAAGCCUGGAGUCACCAUAAUAAUAAUAAUAAUCUCUUUGGUUGGAACAUGUGGUUACGCACGGCAAAGUUCCAGCCAUCUACAGUCUAAAAACACUUAAUGCUGUAGCUUAGGUCGCAGCUUGUUCUUCACCUAAAAAAAAGAGAAAAAUCACCUGAAGAAUGCAGUUUGUUGCACGGUGAUGUGUACCGCACUGUCUUCUGUGUACUUCUAUGAAAUGAUAAACUCCAAUAACCAUGUAGAGAACAAAUGUAUAUCAAGAUGACAAUUAUAUUAAAAGAUAUCAAUAUUGAUGGCUACAAAAUGUUUUUCAGCUUAUUGGCAGAUGAUAAAAUUAGUCGGCAUUGAAAAGAAUAAUUCAACUGUGUCUUGUCCAUGUUUAUCUGGUUGCAUCUUUUUCUUUCUGUCCCUCGAUAAGAAUGUAUUUGACCCCCCUCCUCUUGCCUGUAAUGGAAUAAAUUACAAACUAUGACAACUGA